Lacerta agilis (Sand lizard) is the source of this 3759-nucleotide messenger RNA. It is a transcript of the gene BRSK2, whose product is annotated as BR serine/threonine kinase 2. The record is from RefSeq and is a predicted model, not a curated record. Gene Ontology annotation, molecular function: tau-protein kinase activity; protein serine/threonine kinase activity; ATP binding. Bases 368 to 2872 code for a protein of 834 amino acids. Gene Ontology annotation, cellular component: cytoplasm. The transcript is spliced from 22 exons. Gene Ontology annotation, biological process: protein phosphorylation; intracellular signal transduction; microtubule cytoskeleton organization. Lineage: Eukaryota; Metazoa; Chordata; Lepidosauria; Squamata; Lacertidae.
GCAGCUCCUAGAGAGAACUAAGGCGUGCGGAGUGCUGAUGACCAGCACCAUGCUUCUUAUGCUUGGAUCUUAGAUUUCCUCCCUCCCCAAACACUGGUUAAUAAGCCCUCCUGUGCAUCAGCAUCCUAGGCAGAGAGAAGGAAACAAAAAGGAAAAGAAAGAAAGAAAGGGAGGGGGGAAGGAAGAGUGAAUCUUCAGCCAAGUGGAUAAGAUCAGCAAAAGAGUCAGAGAGAGAGAGAGAGAGACUGGGUGCUUUGCUUGCACAGCGGCAAAGUGGGAAUUUAAAGAGCUGCGGUGAAAAAGAGCCCAGAGAUUCCCCAACCACAACACAAGGCAUAACCUCGCAGAAUUACAGAGCCAGGUAGAAAUGACAUCAACUGGCAAAGAAGGCAGCGGAGCUCAGCACGCACAAUAUGUUGGACCGUACCGCUUGGAGAAAACCCUGGGCAAAGGACAGACAGGGCUUGUGAAGUUGGGGAUUCACUGUGUAACAUGUCAAAAAGUUGCAAUAAAAAUUGUCAACAGAGAGAAGCUCAGCGAGUCAGUGCUAAUGAAGGUGGAGCGGGAAAUAGCCAUCCUGAAGUUGAUAGAACACCCGCACGUUUUAAAGCUGCACGAUGUUUAUGAAAAUAAAAAAUAUUUAUAUUUGGUGCUAGAACAUGUGUCCGGAGGAGAGCUCUUUGACUAUCUUGUAAAGAAAGGAAGAUUAACGCCAAAAGAAGCCAGGAAGUUUUUCAGACAAAUCAUCUCCGCUUUAGACUUCUGUCAUAGUCAUUCAAUCUGCCACAGGGAUUUAAAACCAGAAAACCUAUUGCUGGAUGAAAAGAAUAACAUCCGGAUAGCAGACUUUGGGAUGGCGUCACUGCAAGUCGGCGACAGUUUGCUUGAAACAAGUUGCGGAUCACCGCAUUAUGCUUGCCCAGAAGUAAUUCGGGGGGAGAAAUAUGAUGGGAGAAAAGCAGACGUCUGGAGCUGUGGAGUCAUUUUGUUUGCAUUGUUAGUGGGUGCCCUACCGUUCGAUGACGAUAACUUGCGGCAGCUGCUGGAGAAAGUGAAACGUGGUGUGUUCCAUAUGCCACAUUUCAUCCCCCCAGAUUGCCAAAAUCUCUUGCGGGGGAUGAUUGAAGUGGAUGCCUCGAAACGGCUGACGCUAGAACACAUUCAGAAGCACAUAUGGUAUAUAGGGGGUAAGAAUGAGCCAGAACCAGAACAACCAAUUCCUCGAAAGGUGCAGAUUCGCUCUCUCCCUUCCUUGGAGGACAUUGAUCCUGAUGUUUUAGAGAGCAUGCACUCGUUAGGUUGCUUUCGUGACAGAAAUAAACUCUUACAGGACCUGCUAACAGAAGAAGAAAACCAAGAGAAAAUGAUUUAUUUUCUUCUUCUUGAUCGGAAAGAGAGAUAUCCUAGUCAUGAGGAUGAGGACCUUCCUCCUAGAAAUGAAAUAGACCCCCCCAGAAAGCGUGUGGACUCUCCAAUGCUGAACAGACAUGGGAAGCGGAGGCCAGAAAGGAAGUCAAUGGAGGUCCUGAGUGUGACAGAUGGAGGAUCCCCGGUUCCAGCUCGCAGAGCGAUUGAAAUGGCACAGCAUGGACAGAGUAAAACAAUGUUCAGUAAAAGCCUGGAUAUCUGUGACGCCAAUCCCAAAUUCAACAAAGAAGAAAGGAUGACAAGUGCUGACGCAUUGGGGUCUCGCUCAAUCAGUGGAGCUUCCUCUGGCCUGUCGACCAGCCCACUCAGCAGUCCAAGGCCUAUCAGAAAAUUUUUCAUCCCCCCUCAGACUCCUGACCUCCCUUUCACCCCCCGCCCCCAAGUCUCCCUGGACUCCGAUGCUUGUAGGAAUGCUUCCAGGCCCGGACAGGUUCUCCAGCCAAAGCCAGCACUUCAACCCAAUCCAAAGACGCAGACUUUGCCAUCCAAGAGCAGAUUGUCUGAAAAACCACUCCAGUCUACCAAAUCCAAUCCCCUGCCCUCUAGCAAUGCUACAGUCCCUCCUUCCCCAAAUGCUCCUGCACAGAACACUCAGGGUCGUCCACCUGCUCCUGGGUUUAGCCCGCAGCUGGCUGUUCCUACCGUGCAAACCAACCCUAUGUCUCCUGUUAGAUUGCUCCCUUCUAGUACUGACCCAAGCACCAAAUCUAUCCCCAUCAUACAGGUCACCCCUCACCCCUCUCCAAGGGGCAGUCCCCUCCCUACCCCCAAGGGGACACCUGUCCAUACGCCAAAGGAGAGCCCAGCAGGCACACCCAACCCUACGCCACCAUCCAGCCCCAGCAUUGGAGGAAUGCCCUGGAGAACACGGCUCAACUCAAUCAAGAACAGCUUCCUGGGAUCUCCACGCUUCCAUCGCAGGAAAUUGCAAGUACCGACGCCAGAAGAGAUGUCAAAUUUAACUCCAGAAUCUUCCCCAGAGCUUGCCAAAAAAUCCUGGUUUGGUAACUUUAUCAACCUAGAGAAAGAAGAACAGAUCUUUGUGGUUAUUAAGGACAAACCGCUGAGUUCUAUCAAGGCUGACAUAGUCCAUGCAUUCCUCUCGAUCCCCAGCCUCAGUCACAGCGUCAUCUCACAGACAAGCUUCCGCGCAGAGUACAAAUCCACAGGGGGCCCCGCUGUCUUUCAGAAGCCAGUGAAGUUCCAAGUGGACAUAACGUACACAGAAGGUGGGGAGGCCCAGAAAGAGAACGGGAUCUACUCAGUCACUUUCACACUUUUAUCAGGUCCAAGCCGUCGCUUUAAGAGGGUAGUAGAAACCAUUCAGGCACAGUUGUUAAGCACACAUGACCAGCCUUCAGUGCAGCAGUUAUCAGACACCACUAACUGUAUGGAGUUGAUGACUGGGAGACUUUCCAAAUGUGGAAUUAUCCCGAAAAGUUAACAUGUCAGCCAACAGCUUCACCUUCUGUGCUCUGCGAACACUUGUUCACGGAAGGCCACUGAUGUAAGACUGUCCACGGACUGGUUCUGUUUGGGGACUCCCAGCCUCCCCUCUCCCACUGCAGGAAAUGGGUCUCCUCCUUUUCACUCGCCCUACAACACACACUUUUUUUCUUUUCUGUGCUCUGCGGUGCUGGAGAACUGCUCAGUUAUAAAAAUUGCACAGUCGGAGUCACUGGAGUGACAUCAUUGCCCUUGACAGCACACUUCCCCAUUGGCAAAUCCAGACUGCGGGAGGGCGGUAUUAUGACAUAUUCAGGCUAUGUUUUGUUAAGGAGCUUCACCACAGGAAAGUUGUCCUCAAAUUUCACCACCCCAGAUCCUUUUCCCACACCACCCAACUCCCUCAACCCGCCCCCUCCAAUUGUGUUUUUGUUUUUAUAAUCUCCAAAUUUUCCCCCCUCCCAGCCUGCUGGAGGGGCAGAACACAAACGUAGGGAAAAACUACAAGACGGAAGUCAAAUCAAAUAAGAACACUGAAACUUAGGGGGGAACGCAGCUUCCGGCAGUGAGGAGGAGGGACAAGAAUCCACCUGUUGGAGGACAAUCUCUGCGGCUGCCAUGCACUCUUGCCACCUGCACCACCACUGCCGUUGCUGCUGCUCCUCCUCCUCUCCUCAACCCGCUCUCUCUCUCUCAGUUCCUUCCUUCCUUCCUUCUGCACUGGGACUACCUUCCGCCGGCUGAAUUCUCUCCUGCCUCGUGCAUUUGGAUGCAACUAUUGUGUCGUUAGUGCUGCAUUGAUAUAUCAGUAUUAUUUAUUUGCUGGUUUCGUUUAUUUAUUUGUUAUUUAAUUUAUUUAAUUAUUUAUUCAUUUGGGUUUGCGUG